Penicillium manginii is the source of this 1053-nucleotide messenger RNA. RefSeq names its product alcohol dehydrogenase family protein. The record is from RefSeq and is a predicted model, not a curated record. The coding region runs from base 1 to 1053 and encodes 350 amino acids. Gene Ontology annotation, molecular function: zinc ion binding; oxidoreductase activity. The transcript is spliced from 5 exons. NCBI's taxonomy places the organism in Eukaryota, Fungi, Ascomycota, Eurotiomycetes, Eurotiales, Aspergillaceae.
AUGCAGGCUGUCGUCUUCAAAGGUCCGCUUCAGGUUGCCCUGGAACAGCGCCCUCGACCUCAGAUUCAGGCGUCGACCGAUGUGAUUCUGAAAGUGAGAUACACGGCGCUCUGCGGCAGUGAGCUGCAUGUCUUCCGUGGCCAUCAACCCUCGGGAACGGGCUUCAUCAUGGGCCACGAGUUCACCGGCGAAGUUGUCGAAACCGGUACAGAUAUCCAUGCCUUCAAGAAGGGUGAUCUUGCCGUCUCGCCUUUCACUGUCAGCUGUGGCAAAUGUUUCUAUUGCGAGAGCGGGUUCUCCUCCCGAUGCGCCAACGGUCUACUAUACGGCAGCCCCGUUCUGGAUGGAGGCCAAGCAGAGUAUGUUCGAAUCCCGCUCGCCGAGUCAACUCUCUUCCACGCGCCCGCGGCCAUCGACGAGAAGAAGUUAGUGCUUAUGGCCGAUAUCUUUCCGACCGGGUAUUUUGCGGCGAGUAAUGGGUUCCGCUCGCUAGAACCCAAGGCGAUUCAGAAUAGUACGGUGCUUUUGUUUGGCUGUGGCCCGGUGGGAAUCUGCGCGCUUGUGAGUGCACUGGAGUAUCGCCCCAAGCACUUGAUUGCUAUCGACAGCAUACACUCCCGUCUGCAGCUAGCGGAGAGUCUUGGUGCGGAGCCGUGGAAUUUCGCUGAGAACGAGGCCGGGCUAAGAGAGCGUGUCAAGACCAUCACAGAGGGCCGAGGUGCCGAUGUGGUGAUCGAGGUUGUUGGACAUAGCAGUGCUCUUCGAAUGGGAUUCGAACUGCUUCGUCCGUGGGGGGUAUUGUCGAGUGUGGGUGUGCAUAAUGGCGAGAUUCCCUGGACGGGUAAUGAAGCAUACGGCAAGAAUUUGCGGAUCCAGAUGGGACGCUGUCCUGUUCGCAGUAUCUUUGGGGAGGCGAUGGAGCUGUUGGUGAAGAAGCAAGAUACAUUGAAUUUUAUGGCCGAAGAUAUUCGCCCGCUUUCUCAGGCUGUACAGGCAUAUGAUGAUUUCAAUCAGAUGAAGAGUCAGAAGAUUGUCUUUGAAGCGGAUAAGUAG